This is a messenger RNA of Paramormyrops kingsleyae, 1552 nucleotides long. The record is from RefSeq and is a predicted model, not a curated record. NCBI's taxonomy places the organism in Eukaryota, Metazoa, Chordata, Actinopteri, Osteoglossiformes, Mormyridae.
AGUACCUUAAGCUUUUAAAAAUAAAGUUAUACAUAUUAUACUUACGGUUUAAUGCUUUCCCAUUAAAUUAUUAAAUACAAUUGCCUAGGAAAUAUGAGACGGCAUAUUUGUUUACAAGACGCCAAGCACAGGUGAUCAGCUCGCUCACAUUGCACCUUGUCGCUGGUAUUUUCGAGUAUAAAUAUCAUGGUUAAUAGGUAUUAUGUGUGUCCGCGCUUUUGUCGGGUUAGAGCGUUUUCCAUUAUGGUGGUCAGCUAUGUGCUAUACAUUAUCUUCGGCGGCUUGGUCUUCGUGGUCCUCGAAAAGCCACAGGAGAGCGCUCUGUUAGACGAGGUCCGGCGGCUCCGACUGCUCUUUCUGGAACAAAACCGAUGCCUCCAGGAAAAGCGCCUGGACCAGCUGCUGAAGAAGGCGCUGUUUGCCGGCAAGCGACGGAUAGCUGUCCUGGAUGCCGACACUGACGAGUUAAACAAUGAUUUUACUUCAUCCCUGUUCUUCGUCACUACUUAUUUAACGACCACAGGUUAUGGCAACACUGUCCCCCUCUCCGAUGAAGGCAAGGUCUUCUGUGUGCUGUACUGCCUGGCGGGCAUGCCACUUACCAUGCUGCUGAUGUCAUCCUCCACCCAACGCCUUCUGCCUUCUGUCACCCACGCUCCAGUGCGCCACUUGCAGGAGCGCUGGGGGAUGUCCUAUCACCAGGCUUCCCUGCUCCAUGUCGGUCUGUUACUCACCUGCACUGCACUGCUCUUCUUCUUGUUGCCUGCCGCUGGGCUCUGCUUGCUGGAGCGUGAUUGGAGCUUCCUGGAGUCCCUGUACUUCUGCUUCAUCUCCCUCAGUACCAUCGGUCUGGGGGACUACCUGCCGGGAAGGACCCGCAGCCUGGCUGUGCGACAGGGCCUGGAAUUCGCCACCUCCUGUUACUUGCUGGUUGGCCUGGUGGUGCUCCUGGUGGUGAUGGAGACCAUCUGGGACCUCCCACAGAUACGCAGCCUAGUCCGCCUUGUCAAUGGUCCUCGGGAGGGGCCACUGAUGGGGGUCAACAUGGAUGAGCUGGUUCUCAGUGAAAGCUCUCUGUCUCCAGGAAAUCAGGAAGACAGCAUGGACAUAGUGGAGGUGCCCCAAUACACGAUGCAUAUCUCCACAAUCUCCCCCUCCAUCACAGAGGAGCCCCCAGCCUUACGUACCCAGUUCAUCUCUUCCACAGUCCAUUAAUCAUGUGUGUGCUUUGACUCUUCUGGACUCAGAGGUAAUAGGUAUUUAAAACAUGUAAAAGAGCAGCAAAUGGGGCUUGGAAGAGGCAUGGACAUGCUGGCACAUUUUGAGGACCCUGCAGUUGACAGGGGAUUUUGAAUAUAAGAAAUUACCCGGAAAAUUGAGGGCAAGGUGACAUUUUAUCAGGGGACCCAGAAUUUCUAGCUACACCCCUGCUGACAAAACUAUGUUAUACAUAGCAAAAGUUUAAAAGGGUGAUUCCUGUUUUGGACCAAAUAUUUGGCUGUCUGUUUUCUGAAAAUUGGAAUGAUUGUAUUUUAUGGUUUAAACAUUUUGU